AACACUGCGCUGAAUUUCCGAUGUAAAAUCCAGUUUCACCGCCUCGUUUCUGACAGGCCUGCUUCGAACUGAUCUUUUUUUCUGUGGACGCAUCAUGAAGUCUCGCUAGAAAAGACAGAAGAAACUGAAAGAGGUUUUUAACACUGCCGUGAAAUUGUUUUGAAAUGUACCCGUCUUCCUGUGACACCUUCGUGGCUCUUCCUCCUUCCACUGAGGGACAACGCAUCGUUUUUGGAAAAAACUCUGACCGGCCUGAUGAUGAGGUCCAGGAGGUGGUUUAUUUUCCUGCAAAAAACUACAAUGCCGGGGAGAAGGUGGAGUGCACGUAUAUAGCGAUAGAGCAGGUUGCCCAUACAUAUGCUGUCGUACUGAGCAGGCCAGCGUGGCUUUGGGGGGCAGAAAUGGGUGCAAAUGAGCAUCAAGUGUGUAUUGGAAAUGAAGCGGUGUGGGGCAGAGAGAGUGCCGAUGGAGAGGAGGCUCUUCUGGGCAUGGACCUUGUCAGGCUUGGACUUGAGAGAGCCCACACAGCCGAGAAGGCGGUGGAAGUUAUAACGAAGCUGCUGGAAAAAUAUGGCCAGGGAGGAUCCUGCAUGGAGGAUGAGUGCGGCUUCACCUACCACAACAGCUUCCUCAUCGCGGACAGAAAAGAGGCGUGGCUGCUGGAAACGUCAGCCAGAUACUGGGCGGCGGAGAGAGUGGAAGGCGGAUAUCGCAACAUCUCCAAUCAGUAUGGAAUAACGACAAAAAUAGACAAGGAGCAUCCGGGAAUGAGAGAAUACGCGAGAAGGGAAGGCUGGUGGGACGGAAAGAGCCAGUUCAACUUUGCUGCCGUCUACUCCUUUAUGCCUACAGCCAGAAUAGAAGCUUCUGGGAGCCGGUACUGUGAAGGGAAGAAGUUGUUGGAAAAACACAAUGGUCACAUUAGUGCUGAGACAAUGAUGGACAUCUUGAGGGAUAAAGAUAGCGGCAUCAACAUGCACGGAGGUGCGUUUGUGACCACAGGAAGUAUGGUGUCUGUGAUACCCGUGAAUCCUGCUUUGCCGGGAAUUCAUUAUUUUACAGCCACUCCAUAUCCAGAAAGGUCUGUAUUCAAACCGUUCAUCUUUGUGAGGGACAUUAAACAGUUGAAGCAGACAUGCUCUCCCACUUACGGUUCAGAUGACCCAGUGAAGAAGAAACCGCGAUUCCAGAGCAAGCCGGACCGCAAACACCAACUGUUCAUCAAGCAUGAACUGGCAGCUGCCAUCAUCAGUACCCACAAGGAGAAAAAACAAGAACACAAGAUUAUGCAAAAUAUGAGGCAGCUAGAGAAGGAGAAGGUGACUGAGAUGGAGAAGAUUCUUUCAGACGGCAUAGAGGAAGAAGCAUUUCUGGUCAAUCUGUUCUCGAGGUCGGUCGAUGAGGAGAUGGCGCUGUACGGAAAAAGCUGAGAGGACUAGAAC
Messenger RNA from Thalassophryne amazonica, 1442 nucleotides. RefSeq names its product secernin 3 (gene scrn3). Gene Ontology annotation, molecular function: dipeptidase activity; cysteine-type exopeptidase activity. The transcript is spliced from 8 exons. Lineage: Eukaryota; Metazoa; Chordata; Actinopteri; Batrachoidiformes; Batrachoididae. Bases 165 to 1430 code for a protein of 421 amino acids. The record is from RefSeq and is a predicted model, not a curated record. Gene Ontology annotation, biological process: proteolysis.